GUUGCAUAUUAGCUAUCGCUUCAUGUACUCCAGGUUCCAGAAUUUGGGCUUUGCUGCUAACCAUUCCUCAAAUGCAUUCAAAAAUCUGGGCAAUUCCAUGCAAGUUGGAGGAGCCAGAGCCAACUAUUGCAUGGAUACUAUCCUGCGACUUGAUUCCCCCAGUUCUUCAAUUCCUGACUUGACUGCAUCAAAGGGGGUCAAACGGAAGUGGAGUUUGAUUGAUGGAACCAGGGGCCAGCAAGUUGGUUCUUCACUGUCUCUUGGGCUAGGGCGUUCAUCAAGUUCCUCAGACAGCAAAGGGAGUUCAGCCACUGCUUGCACUACAAUGUCCUCAGCCAAAGAAAAUGAAGAGGAGUCCUCUAUGGAUCUUGAAUUGGACUUCACUCUGCAUCUUGGCAACGAGAAAACACCCAACCCAAAGAAAUAUGCUGGCUCAAGUCUGAAAGCACUGGAACUGCAGACAGAUAUCGACCUGGAGUUGAGUCUCUCUACUGGGCCUGCCGAAUCCGAUAUCACUAGUAUUCAUGCAAGCUCUACUCUACCUCACAAUGCCAUAGAUAUGCCACUGGGAGUUGCCAGAGCUGCGCAUCUAGAUGAAGGCUCGACAUCAUCUCCAUGGAAACCAGGGACUUCUUUGUCAUCAUCAUUGCAUGCUCCAUUGAUAAAAAAGACUAGCUUAUUUUCCAAUCAGAUUCCUCAAAGAAUGGACCCAACUUCCCCAGUUCCGGACCUUUCAUCAAGCAUAAUAACAACACCAAAAAGCUCAGUCACCUGUACUUCCGGGAUAACACAGCAGCAACCACAACGCAGCACUAGUUCAAAGACUUGUCAGUUCAAGGGAUGUGGAAAGGGAGCAAGAGGUGCUUCUGGCCUUUGUAUUGCCCAUGGAGGUGGUCGGAGGUGCCAGAAAACUGGAUGUCAUAAGGGAGCUGAGGGCCGUACAGUGUACUGCAAGGCACAUGGGGGUGGCCGGCGAUGUGAAUUCCUUGGGUGCACAAAGAGUGCAGAAGGACGAACAGAUUACUGCAUUGCUCAUGGUGGUGGCAGGCGAUGCAGUCAUGAGGGUUGCACUCGAGCUGCAAGAGGGAAAUCAGGAUUGUGCAUCCGGCAUGGUGGGGGGAAGAGAUGCCAGAAGGAGAACUGCACGAAGAGUGCAGAAGGCCUCUCAGGUCUCUGCAUCUCACACGGAGGUGGGCGUCGUUGCCAGUUCCCAGCAUGCACAAAAGGGGCACAAGGAAGCACAAUGUAUUGCAAGGCCCAUGGUGGGGGAAAACGGUGCACAGUUCCAGGGUGCACCAAGGGCGCAGAAGGGAGCACCCCCUUCUGCAAGGGGCAUGGUGGAGGGAAAAGGUGUUCAUUUCAAGGUGGUGGGAUUUGCCCAAAGAGUGUUCAUGGAGGGACCAACUUCUGCGUGGCACAUGGGGGCGGGAAGAGGUGUGCAGUGCCAGAAUGCACAAAGAGCGCAAGGGGACGAACUGACUAUUGCGUCCGCCAUGGAGGGGGCAAGAGAUGCAAAUCUGAAGGCUGUGGCAAGAGUGCACAAGGCAGCACGGACUUCUGCAAGGCACAUGGUGGAGGGAAAAGAUGCUCUUGGGGUCAGGUUGGGUCACAAUUCGGCAGCCAAGAUGGACCUUGUAGUUCAUUUGCCAGGGGGAAGACUGGGCUCUGUGCAUCACACAAUGCCCUGGUGCAAGACAAGCGAGUCCACGGGGGUGCCACUCUGGCACAUACUGUCCAGAUCCCCACACCCAGCAAGCCUGAGAAGAUGAAAGAUGUUGUCACUACUGAAGACAUGAAUGUCGAUAUCAUGAAGAUGAUGGGGAGUAGCAUAGUGAACCCAGCUGGCUGGACUGGUCUUGAAUUGAAACAAGUAGGACUUCCACAACCUCACCUCCCAGCCAGAGAAGUAAGACCAUCACCAGUUCCAGUAUUAGCUCCAGAAGGUAGGGUGCAUGGGGGAAGUCUGAUGGCCAUGCUGGCAGGCAGUCCCGGUCUCAGUCCAAGUGACAGCAAAACCCUCAUCAGCGGCGGUCCAUCUGAACCUAGGAAACCAUACAUGAUGCCCCAGAGCUGGAUGUAAGACAGUUAGUCACCCUUGUUUCAAUAUCUAGUGUCUGUAGUUGGCGGAGGCUCUCUCUGCAUAUUUGUGUCGUUUGCUAUUAGUUUUAUCUACUGGUUUGAUGAUAUGAGAAUUAGUUUCUCAUUCAUUGUUUUAAAUGGGAAGAACCUACAAGUAAUUUGUUUCACCCUCAGAAAACAAAUAAGGGGUAAGCAAGUAGAACAUAGUUACUAGUUUGGGUUGUUAGUGUUCAUCUCUUGUAAAUAUUUAUAUGUUUGUCCAUCAGGUUCUUGAGGGCACAUCUGUAAGGUCGGUCCAUUGUCGUUAUAAUAAGGUCUUUACUAGCGCCA
Molecule: messenger RNA, 2409 nt
Organism: Vitis riparia (riverbank grape)
Lineage: Eukaryota; Viridiplantae; Streptophyta; Magnoliopsida; Vitales; Vitaceae
Exons: 1
Coding region: 23-2080 (685 amino acids)
Source: RefSeq, a predicted model, not a curated record